AUGAUGGCUUUUGAACAUCAUGCGUUGGAGAUAUCUUACCUUGACUGGGAGGAAGAGGCUGUAGGCUCGCUGGGAGUUGACGUGGGAGGAGGUGGGGAAGGGUUUGGCACUGGCGAUGGGGAGGGUGUUGGCACUGGUGAUGGGGAGGGUUUUGGCACUGGUGAUGGGGAGGGUGUUGGCACCGGUGGUGGGGAGGGUUUUGGCACUGGUGAUGGGGAGAGUGUUGGCACUGGUGAUGGGGAGGGUGUUGGCACUGGCGAUGGGGAGGGUGUUGGCACUGGUGAUGGGGAGGGUUUUGGCACUGGCGAUGGGGAGGGUGUUGGCACUGGCGAUGGGGAGGGUGUUGGCACUGGCGGUAGGGAGGGUUUUGGCACUGGUGAUGGGGAGGGUGUUGGCACAGGCGAUGGGGAGGGUGUUGGCACUGGCGAUGGGGAGGGUUUUGGCACUGGCAAUGGGGAGGGUGUUGGCACUGGCGAUGGGGAGGGUUUUGGCACUGGCGAUGGGGAGGGUGUCGGCACUGGCGAUGGGGAAGGUGUUGGCACUGGCGAUGGGGAGGUGUAA
Closterium sp. NIES-65 is the source of this 561-nucleotide messenger RNA. Lineage: Eukaryota; Viridiplantae; Streptophyta; Zygnematophyceae; Desmidiales; Closteriaceae. The record is from the annotation of a GenBank genome assembly.